GCGCCUGGGCAUGGGGGACGGCUCUGGGUUCCGAACACUCGCGCAUUGUAUUGAUGCAGAACCCUGGAGCGCGUACUGCAACGACCCGCCUUGUGGACAACUCAAUCCGCGCAACCCUCGCGUAUUUGAGCUGCUUGAAAGAGUAUACGCCGAAAUAAUUCAGCUAACAGGAGUAGAUGACAUUUUCCACAUUGGUGGCGAUGAUGUAUCGGAGCGGUGCUGGGAGGAACAUUUUAAUGACAGCGAUCCGAUGAAUCUUUGGCUGGAGUUCACUCGGUCAGCUUUGCAACGACUUGAGUUCGCAAACGGGAAAUCACCAAAUCUGACUCUGAUGUGGACAUCCCACUUGAGUGAUCGAAUAAAGGGGGAGUUGAAAGAUUAUAUUCGUUGCAUCGGUUUGCAGUCUCGGAACGUAGCGUGGGCACAUAAGCACGUGAGCGGUGUUCGGACUGUUAUUUCCCAUGAAGAUGCUUGGGAUUUGAACAGCGGAUUAGGGUCUUGGCAUGAGGAUAGUGGAGGGGUGCCGUUUAAUUCGUGGCAGCGUGUUUAUGAAUACCGACCGUGGGCCCGAAAUUCUUUAUGGCGGGUAGAAGGAGGAGAAGCAACGGUAUGGUCGUCAUCGCUGAGUGGUGGGGGCUUAGACGGCCGCGUGUGGCCCCGGGCUGCGGCCCUGGCCGAGAGGCUCUGGACCGACCGGGCGGAGGGUGCUACGAGGCCUGUCCACGCUCGCCUCGACGUACAUCGGUCACGUCUAGUCGAACGUGGUAUCAAGGCAGCGCCUAUUUGGUCGUUAUGGUGUACCCACAAUACUUACACUUGCGUUUAG
Ostrinia furnacalis (Asian corn borer) is the source of this 826-nucleotide messenger RNA. RefSeq names its product probable beta-hexosaminidase fdl. The transcript has a single exon. Gene Ontology annotation, cellular component: plasma membrane. NCBI's taxonomy places the organism in Eukaryota, Metazoa, Arthropoda, Insecta, Lepidoptera, Crambidae. Gene Ontology annotation, molecular function: beta-N-acetylglucosaminidase activity. The record is from RefSeq and is a predicted model, not a curated record. Gene Ontology annotation, biological process: glycosaminoglycan metabolic process; protein deglycosylation; carbohydrate metabolic process. Bases 11 to 826 code for a protein of 271 amino acids.